This is a messenger RNA of Cladocopium goreaui, 2742 nucleotides long. The record is from the annotation of a GenBank genome assembly. NCBI's taxonomy places the organism in Eukaryota, Dinophyceae, Suessiales, Symbiodiniaceae.
GCAACCUAUCCCGCGCCAGGCAUACUCUCACCAACCCAGCGUUGGCGCCGGGCACUCCCGCCACGUUGGCCGCCCUUAGGGAUCCCGAUCGCCGCCCCCCCUCAACUCCGACGACCAAUCCCGGACCACUUGACACGACCGCUGCCAGCCACGCCUCUCCGCCUCACCCCGGCAGAGAUUGGCGACGCGCUGCGCACUGCGAAGCGUGGCGCCGCGCCUGGGCUUUCCGGCAGCACCAUGGAUCACUACAAAGUCCUCCUCGAGGACGAGGAAGCGAUCGCCCACCUCACAGCAAUGGUCAAUAAAUUGGCGAACGCCGAUGUGCCCGCGCCUGUCCUCGAAGCCCUCGCCCGGGCGCGGCUAACUGCCCUCACAAAACCUGGGGGUGGUAUCCGCGGGAUCGCUACUGGAGAAGCCUUCCGCCGGCUGACCUCCAGAGUCCUGGCGCGCCACUUUGCCACCCAGUUCGACCUGGCCACCCGGCCUUUCCAGUUCGCCCUCCAAACCCGCGCCGGCACCGACGCGCUGGCCACCAUACUCCGAUACUGCACCGAUGCCAACCCGGCUGCCACGGUCGUGUGCCUGGACGGCCGCAGCGCAUAUGACACCGUCUCCCGCGCAGCCGUUUUGGCCAAAGUCCACGAAUGUACCCCGGCGCUCCUGCCUUACGUCAAAGCAUUCUAUGGGGCACAAUCCUCCUACUCCUGGUUUGACAACCAGGGGACCGUGCAUGACAUAGUGCAAGGAGAAGGCCUCGAGCAGGGCGAUUCGCUCGCUCCUGCACUGUUUGCGUUGGCCCAGCAUGAAGCUCUGGUCCAUGCCUCCCGUACCUUGCCGGCCGGCGACCGUCUUUAUGCUUACUUAGAUGACAUCUGCGUGCUUACCACCAGGGACCACGCCCGGCAUGCAUACGAUGUCGUCUCCCGCGCCAUUGAAGGCCACGCGGGCAUCGCAUCCAACGUUGGCAAAACCCGUGUUUAUCACCAGGACCCGGGGCCACCCCCCCCAGGCAUAGAUCAACUGGGGCCUGACGUGUGGGUGGGAAACCAGCCUCCCGCGCAGCGUGGGUUUGUCGCGUUGGGGGUGCCGAUCGGCCACCCGGCGUUCAUCGCCUGCCACUUGCAAGCCCGUCUGGCCGCGGAAGCCGAGCUCCUCGAGGAGCUCCCGCGCCUCCCCGACUUGCAAGCGGCCUGGCUCCUCCUCCUGUUCUGCGCCGCACCACGCGCACAACACAUCCUCCGUACUGUCCCCCCCUCCCAGUGCUUCGAAUACUCCACGGGGCAUGACGCGGCCAUCUGGGACACCCUUCUGGCCCUGCUUGGGGAACAACGGCCAUGCCCCCAUUUGGCAGAAGCACGCCGCUUGGCACGCGCUGGGCACCCUGCGCCCCCGCGUCCCCGCGUCCCGGACAUCGUCGCCGCCUGCGGCCGGGAGCUGCUCCAAGAGGGCGACCCGCAUGCGCCAUGCAUCCGAGAACUCGUCGCGGCUGCCGCCCGCCUCGAUGCAGCCGGCUGGGCCACCAGGCCAGCUUGGGCCCAACUCCUAGCGGCCCACCCUGUCCCCUCGCCACCGCUACAAGAAUCCGAGCCGAGCCUAUGGCGCCACGGCUGGCAACACCCCGCAGCUCUCGCUGUCACUACAUCCUUCCGAGAGCAAGAGGUGUUCCCGCCCAUGACACCGGCGACUCGUGCUUUGGUUCGCUCCCAAUCCGGCCCGGCUGCCGGGGCUUGGCUCACCGCCAUCCCGACGGAGCCAGCUACCACACUGGCACCCCACCUCAUGGCCAUCGCCCUCCGGCGCCGCCUCCGGCUCCCCCUGCCGCUCACAACAGCCAGGUGUGGACAAGUGCCAAAUACUCACGGCUGUGGCCGCCUCGUCGACCCGUUGGGCGACCACCUGGCCGCCUGCCCUCGAACCGGCGCUCUAGCUCGCCGCGGACACCUCAUGGAGCAGGCUUGGAUCAAAAUUUGCCGUGAAGCAGUUGGGCCAGAGGGCCGCGUGGUCCCCCAACAAUGGCUCAACAGAACCACGGCGCCAGGCGUUCCUCCCGAGGACCGGCGCCGGCUCGAUCUCGUGGUCCACGGGGCCACCGCCUUGGGCGUGGCCCUAUGCUGCGACGUGACAGUCGUCUCGCCCCUCACCAGCACAGGGCGACCUCUCCCCCGCGCGGCAACCCACGACGGGACCGCAUUGCAGCUGGCACGAGCCCGCAAGCACCGUCGGUACCCAGAGCUGCUCCGCGCCGGAGGCCACCGCUUCCUCGUGCUCGGCGCCGAACUCGGCGGCCGCUGGGACCAGGAGUGCCACGAUCUCGUGCGCACCCUCCUCGCUGUGCGAGCCCAGCGCGAACCAGCGGCCAUCCGGGCAGCCGCCAUCUCUGGCUGGCGCCGCCGCUGGUGGGCGGUCCUCGCCUGCGCGCUCCAGCGUGCAACAGCCAGCACGUUGCUGGGCGGGGUGUGGCUGGCUCCGGCUCAAACCACCGGCACCGCGCCCACUUUGGCAGCCGUGCUGGACUGGGCUGACCCUCCAGCCCUCAGAUCCAGGCCAGAAGCCCUGUCCAAAAUCUUGGAGUCCAACUUCCGCUUGGGCCCAGAGACGGGAAAGCCAAAGGGCCUUCCCCUCUACGGUUUCGGGCUCUACUUCGCUGAAUGUAUCACCAAGGCCGAUGAAUAUGCACAUCCUGUGCAAGAAGGAGAUCCUUUACCCAUCGAGCCAGGCUAUGGACGAUCCAUGAGAUCCUAA